AUGCACACAUCAAGAUCCAGGAGCGCACAUUCCUUCGAAGGAUGCAAGACAUGCAGGAAACGUCACCUGAAAUGCGACCAAACCACACCAAGGUGUAAACGAUGUUGCAUCUCAGGCUUGAAGUGCGAUUUCAGAGCCGGCCUUCGCUGGGUUCUAGUAAACGGUCCAGACAACUUAAGCACGGCGAUUUCUCCUGCAAACGAAGCUACACAGUAUUCCCGGCGUCAUCUAUACUCUGAUGAUUUGAGAAAGGUGAUGAGCACUUCUCUCUUUACCAGCUUGCCCUCUACUGUCAACGAAGCUCUUUUCAAGAUCGACAACCAGGCCAAAUCAGUGGAAUCCAGGGAGGAAAUGGAAAUCACCAUUGGUCCUUUCAACGUCUUUCACGGAUGCGACAACCUGUCUUUUUCGGAAGGCACCACCUCACCAUCAAACCUGGGAUAUUCUUUGCGAGACAUUGAUUACGCAACGGCCGAUGUCGCCGGAAGUUGCGGUCCCAAUGUAAAUGAUCUCACUGUGUCUGACGCUCUUGACGAGCUUCUCUCGAGCUCUCUAGAUGUUCUUCAAUGGGGGGACUUGUUCACCUGGGGUGCGGAAGGAAACCAUCUCCCCCAUCUGGGCUACUCCAUUGACGAAAUCCCAUGUUCUAAUCAAGAACCGCACACUACACUAGACGACUGGACAAUCCGUGAAACGAUCAAUCACCAAACGACGGACGCUCGAGGAUCCGGCAGCGUGAGGCCUGGUGUCAUCUCAGAGCCGAACGAAGAUCUAGUUGCGGACGCUCCGCUUCUUUUGAAACACUUUUAUGAUGAAGUCAUAAAUCAAAUGGGCUCACUACCGAUCAACGAGAAGUCUGCAUGGAGGAUUUUGAAUUUUCCUUCUGCCAUCGUCACACUCAGUCAGCUCACUAUGCUUGAACUCCCCAUUUAUGAUACUCGACACGCCAACUUGUCAAACCUUUACGCCAUCAUCGCGGUUUCCGCAUUUCAUCUCUCACUCAAUUCAGAGAGCUUCCCAGAACUGACAAAGCCCGAACGGUACUGGAAAUCCCUAUCCGAGAGGACAUAUGACUGCGCCAAGUUUCACCUGAAGCUUACCUUGGAGGAGGAGUCUGCUGGCCCCAAAAAGGCCAAGUACAAAGAACAGCUGAUGGCAGCCGCAGCUAUCCUUGCAACCGCGGCAAGUAUUCUCUCUCUAUUGUCUGGAAACGAACAAGAUACAUGUCGAUAUCUCUUAGAAAUGGAGAGGCUGAUCCGUGUUCGCGGGUUGCGGAAGCCAAAGUUAUCACGUCGAGCACGACUGUUACACAACAUUUAUGCCUGGAUGAGAAUAGUCUCGGAAAGCACUAAAACUUUCCAUGAUGAAUCACCAGUACUCGAUCCAAUUAGCAUCAGCGAUGGCAGGGUCACCACUCAAGAACACUUACUGAGCAAAGCCCAUCCAGAAACUACUCUUGAUAACUUCCUUCACUUGGAACCAUUGCAACUUCAUUCCGAUCCAACUUCCGGCACUACCAUCAAUGAUGAUAUGACGCAUGCCAACAAAGAUAUACAUCUAGCAACUUCGAUACAGGAUCAAGAGGACUUGUAUAUGCAGAUAUAUGGCGUGCCCGAAACCUGGCUGAGACUUGUGUCCCAGAUUACACGAUUAGCUAACGUUAUGGACCGCCUCGCGCCAAAUGAAAGCCAGCUUGACGCCAUCAAGAUGGCAGCACUGCAACCAAAAGCAUCCUAUCUAGAAGAAGCUGUUUGUGCCUUCAAAGCAAGAUAUCACGGUCAGUACGAGCAGGAUUUGAAUACCGAGAAGCCUCACGUGCAUAUGGUGCGGGCAUUACGCCCGGCCUUGAUGAUAUUCUUCUAUCGCAGGAUCCGAAACAUUAAUCCUAUGCUGCUUCAAGAAAGUGUCGAUGAGGUGAUGGAGGCGUUGCAAGGGUUUGAUGAAGCGUUGAGUCGAAAUAACCUGCUAGGGCCAGGCACAGCUUGGCCAGCUUUCAUUGCAGGUGCAGAAGCGACGAAACCAGAGAGGAGGGCACAAUUCAGUUCUUGGCUAAACAGAGCCUACACUAAGUCAGGAUGGAAAGGCUAUUGUGUGUCGAGUGAAGUUUUGUGUGAAGUUUGGAGGCACCAGGAUGCGGAUGCAAACACAUCACGGAGCUCAACGUGGGUAGAUGUUUGCAGGGUGAACCGUCGCUGGCCGCUAUUAUGUUGA
Molecule: messenger RNA, 2211 nt
Organism: Colletotrichum acutatum
Lineage: Eukaryota; Fungi; Ascomycota; Sordariomycetes; Glomerellales; Glomerellaceae
Product: fungal-specific transcription factor domain-containing protein
Exons: 5
Coding region: 1-2211 (736 amino acids)
Biological process (GO): positive regulation of transcription by RNA polymerase II
Cellular component (GO): nucleus
Molecular function (GO): transcription cis-regulatory region binding; DNA-binding transcription factor activity, RNA polymerase II-specific; zinc ion binding
Source: RefSeq, a predicted model, not a curated record